AUGUUAUGGCAAGACAAUAUAUUGGCUCUGUCAUUUGUACGCGAACUUCGUAAUAUAACUGUGAUCUAUAAACCAAAUUCCUAUAUCUAUCUGUUAUGUGAAGUUGAUAAUAAUCGUCUAUUGAAUCGUAUACGUUGGCAUUAUGAAUUUGAUAAUAAUGAUUUGAAUGAAAAUAAGAAUGAAAAUGAUGAAUUUUAUUCAACGACAGGUUAUUUAAAUUGUAAACGUAUGCUGAAUAAUUCUGAAUGUUUCGAAUUUUAUUAUGGGAAAACAGAGAAUAUGAGUGUACUAGUUGUUAAAGAGCCUGAUAUUUAUAAAGGAACAUAUUCUUGUCGAAUUAAUGUGAAUUCAACAUUCGAAUUAAAAUCACACGGUAUGAUUGAUGUUAAACAACCACUGAAUGAUAUCAAUGAUAUUUACGAUACUACAACGAUGUUGAACGAAAAUGAAUUAUCGAAACUUGCUAUGCGUUAUCAAGUACCAUUUAUAUUAGACGAAAGCGAUGCAGCAUCAUUUGGUAAACGAGUACAAAUAGGUACGUGUUCAUUAGAAAAGGUGAAAAUAAAAUUUGUUAAAGUGCUACUGAUUUUGUUGACAGAUGGUACAUUUCAUACAAAAUGUGAAUCGAUCAAUAGUAAACAUGUAACUGAAUUCUUAUGGAUACAUUUGAAAAACAGAACGAUAUCAAAAGAGAAUCGAUUGAUGAUCCAACAAGAUAAAACAAAAAUUAUUCGAAUUGUACAAACGGAUAGACGAGUACAAAUACAAAAUAGUGGCAACACAAGUAUGUUUUUGUAA
Didymodactylos carnosus is the source of this 798-nucleotide messenger RNA. The record is from the annotation of a GenBank genome assembly. Lineage: Eukaryota; Metazoa; Rotifera; Eurotatoria; Philodinida; Philodinidae.